AGUUUAGAAAACAAGUCACUCUCAUUAUUACAACCAUCAAGACUUAUGGAUUCCCAGCUAGUACCAAUCUCUCCCAUGGCGGCCGUUUCUAAUGGCGGCGACGGAGGAAAGACGACGAUGGACCGCAAAGGCGGUUGGAAAUCCGCCAUUUUCAUCAUCUUUGUGGAGAUGGCGGAGAGAUUCUCCUACUACGGCAUCGCCGGAAACCUAAUAACCUACCUCACCACCGUCCUCGGCCAGCCGACCGCCACCGCCGCCAGGAAUGUGAACACUUUUCUCGGCGUCUCCGCUCUUUUCCCGAUUCUCGGCGCUUUUCUCGCCGAUUCUUACGUCGGUCGGUUCAAGACGAUCGUCGUUUCCACCGCCGUCUAUAUUCUCGGGCUGGUGAUGUUAGUGGUGGCGUCCACGGCGGCGUUGCGGCGGCACGGCACGCUUUUCUUCGUGGCGCUUUACACCGUGAGCGUCGGGGAAGGAGGGCACAAGCCGUGCGUGCAGACGUUCGCCGCCGAUCAGUUCGACGAGGAUUUGCCGGAGGAGAAGCAGGCGAAGAGCUCCUUCUUCAACUGGUGGUACUUGGGGAUAUUGGUGGGGGCCACCCUGGCGGUCCUGGUCGUGAUUUACGUCGAGGAUUUCGUCGGCUGGACCGUCGGAUACGGAAUGCUGGCGGCCGCCACCGUGCUUGCGCUGGCGGUGUUUCUGGCCGGGAGUAGGACGUACGCCAGGGAAGCUCCGGUGGGGAGCCCGUUCACUCGGGUGGCGCACGUGGUGGCCGCCGCCGUCAGGAAGCGGCGCCUCUCGGAGGAGCGCGACGGCCGUGGCAUUUGGUACGGAGACGGCGAAAUUGGCGGCGCCGCCGCCGCGGAUGGUGAACGACUCCGGACUCGCGCUUUGGCACGUACCAAUCAAUUUAGAUUCCUAGACAAGGCAACAAUCAUAGACGACACAGACGUAUCUAGCGAGAAACGGAAUCCCUGGCGGCUUUGCAGCGUGAGCCAAGUCGAGGAAGUUAAGCUCCUCCUCCGGCUCAUCCCCAUAUGGCUAAGCUGCCUCACCUUCGCCGCCGUAAUAGCCCAGCACGGCACUUUCUUCACCAAGCAAGCCGCCACGUUGGACCGAUCCCUCGGCUCAUUCCAUUUCCCGCCGGCUUCAUUCCAGGUCGUCACCAGCACCACAAUCCUAAUCUCCGUCGCGCUCUACGACCGCCUCCUCGUCCCGGCCGCCCGGCGCCUCACCGGCGUCCCCUCCGGCAUCACCGUGCUCCAGCGGAUCGGCGCCGGCCUCGUCAUCUCCGUCGUCACCAUGACCGUCGCCGGCGCGCUCGAAACCAAGCGCCUCCGCGUCGCGGCGGAGCACGGCCUCCUCGAUUCUCCGACCGCCACUCUCCCGAUGCCGAUCUGGUGGCUAGCGCCGCAAUACGUCCUCACCGGCCUCGGCGACGUCUUCACCAUCGUCGGCCUCCAGGAGCUCUUCUACGACCAAAUGCCCGUCCAGAUGCGCAGCACCGGCGCCGCCCUCUACCUCAGCAUCGUCGGCGUCGGAAACUUCCUCAGCGGCGUCCUCAUCACCAUCGUCCAACGAAUCUCCGCCAGAUCCGGACACCAAUGGCUCCUCAACAACCUCAACAGAUCGCAUCUCAACUACUUUUACUGGCUUCUCGCCGGUCUCAGCGCUGUAAACUUCUGCAUUUAUGUCUUCGCCGCAAAAGCUUUUGUGUACAAGAAAGUUGAGGCUGCGGCUAUGGAGGAACAGGCCAAGGUUUGACAAGACAACAAAUGACGUAUGAAUGCAUAUGUAACUAUGUAAUGUAAGCUUUUAUGGCUGAAAAUUACCGUGAAAAUGUUAUUAACUUGUAGAAACUCUUAUAUUUCCAAUAUGGUAAUAUGAAUAUGUUUUUGGCAUCUUA
Messenger RNA from Ipomoea triloba (trilobed morning glory), 1903 nucleotides. Its product is annotated as protein NRT1/ PTR FAMILY 5.4. Gene Ontology annotation, cellular component: membrane. The transcript is spliced from 4 exons. NCBI's taxonomy places the organism in Eukaryota, Viridiplantae, Streptophyta, Magnoliopsida, Solanales, Convolvulaceae. The coding region runs from base 46 to 1761 and encodes 571 amino acids. Gene Ontology annotation, molecular function: transmembrane transporter activity. The record is from RefSeq and is a predicted model, not a curated record. Gene Ontology annotation, biological process: oligopeptide transport; transmembrane transport.